Tinamus guttatus (white-throated tinamou) is the source of this 1233-nucleotide messenger RNA. It is a transcript of the gene IL5RA, whose product is annotated as interleukin 5 receptor subunit alpha. Gene Ontology annotation, molecular function: cytokine receptor activity; protein binding. NCBI's taxonomy places the organism in Eukaryota, Metazoa, Chordata, Aves, Tinamiformes, Tinamidae. Gene Ontology annotation, biological process: cytokine-mediated signaling pathway. Gene Ontology annotation, cellular component: external side of plasma membrane; membrane. The record is from RefSeq and is a predicted model, not a curated record.
AUGAGGAUUCUGAUCCUCCUUUGGAUAACAACGUACAUGGUUCAGCCAAGCGUAUUUCAAGCUGAAGGAGUUCAGGUUUUCCCACCUGUUAAUUUCACCCUUACAGUCUCUGCAUUAGCAGAAGUAUUUUUGCACUGGAAACCAAAUCCUAAUCAAGAACCAAAAAACUACACUAUUAGGUAUGAUGUGGAAAUCAUAACUCCUGUGCCUGAAGAGUAUGAUACAAAAAAGACUCACAGUUUCCGAACAGCUGUUCUCCACAACGGUUUCUCUGCACGCGUUCGGACGUUACUUCUCAUUAAUGACCUUCAGAUGAAAAGUGACUGGGCGAGGGGUGAGCUGAAGCCUCUGCCUGGUGCUCCAGAGACAUCAGUCACUAAUUUGUCCUGUUUUAAUUACAUCAACAUGUACAAUACUGUUUCUCUCCAUUGUACUUGGUUUCCUGGUAAAGGGGCACCAGAAGAUACAGAAUACUUUCUAUUUUACAGGUAUAAGACCUACACUGAAGAAUGUCAAGAUUAUAUCAAGGACAAGUUGAACAGAAAUAUUGACUGCAGAUUUCCAAGGACACAUAUUGAUCCUGAAGAGGCUGAUGAUCUCAUUAUAAUACAUAUUAAUGGAUCUAGCAAGUACACUGCAAUUAAACCUCUUCAGCAGUUAUUUAACCAAAAUGCCAUUGAGAAAGUGAAUGUUCCCAGAAAUGUCACGGUAUUCUUAGAGCAAAAUGAUCUCUUGGCCAAGUGGGAAAAGCCAAUUUCUUCUUUGCCUAAAGAGUGUUUUGAAUAUGAAUUUUACCUCUGCAACUUGAAGUCAGGUAACAAGCAGAUAAUGAAAGUAUCAUCAAAUGAUUUCAGAUUAAGAAUUGAUGUUACCUGUAGAUACUCCAUACAGAUACGAGCUAAUCAUUACAUAUGUCGUAAAAGAGGAUUUUGGAGCGACUGGAGUGAAAUUCUUUAUGUUGGAGAAAACAAACAAGAAAAUUCCAUAGCCUGGAUUCUCACUCUGCUUUGCAUGUCCUCAUGCUCCAUAGCCUUGCUUGUUGCAAUAAUGUGCAAAAUAAACCACGUAUGGAGUAAACUGUUUCCACCAAUUCCAACACCCAGAAACAAAUUUAAAGAUCCCUACCCAAAUGGCUAUCAGAGGGCACGCACCUGCACCAGCGAGACGGAGACGGAGCUGGGGAGCUUCACGGAGGAUUUCUGCUCCGGCAUCGCGGAGGAUUCGGUGUUCUGA